This is a messenger RNA of Phoenix dactylifera (date palm), 4318 nucleotides long. NCBI's taxonomy places the organism in Eukaryota, Viridiplantae, Streptophyta, Magnoliopsida, Arecales, Arecaceae. The record is from RefSeq and is a predicted model, not a curated record.
GGCUGCCUGCUGUCCGGAUCCUGACAGCUAACGCGCACGAAAAGGGUUUCCCCCCAUCCUUCCCUCGCUCCAAUUUAGUGCAACCCCGUCUCCGCCCAAUCUCCUCCUCGCCCCAAAAUUCGGGCUAUACUUCCCCCUUCUCGUGUCCCUCAGACAGAGAUUCCUCCUCCUUUCUGUCCGGCCCUUGUUUUCCGGCGAGGAUGUCAGCCCCCGCGGCGGCGGGUGGUUGAUGCCAAAGUCCAAUCCGGCGACUUUGAUCACCUGGUCAUUCUAUGCAGCUUCAAAAUAUUUGUUGUGCUUAACUCAAGUGCAAUACAUGAACUUCUUGCACGACCAUGUUGUUGAUUUGUGUUGCUCUUUGGCCCUUAGUACCAAAUUACCAUAACACGGUUUAGGCCUAAUAGUGGAAAAAAUGAAAAAAAAGAGAGGAGAAUACAGGGCAGUGAUACUUAAAAAAUAAAUGUAAUCCUGCUGCUGUCUGCUAAAAGGAAUCUUCUAUGUAUAGAAAGCAUAAAAUGCUCUUGAUAAGAAGUCUGGCUACUUUAUUUUUCUUGUCCUCCCCAUUGGACUCCUAUAAGGACUUUCGGAUCUUUCUUUAUGAGUUGAAACUUGCUCCAGGAUAUCGGCAUAAGGUUCUAUUGAAGUAGCUUUAACGAGGCUUUAAGAUUGAGAUGAUGGCGUAUCAGGAAAACUUAGAAUUCUACUUCAAUCUCUCACGCAGAGAGCUUCAGGGAUUGUGCAAAAAGCAUAACCUUCCUGCAAAUAGAAGUCAUGCUCAAUUAGCCAAGUCACUGGCUUCAUUUCUAAGGAAAGAAAAUGCCACAUCUUCAAAAGAGAGAUCAUCUGUCCCAAAAUCAAAUGCUAAAGAAACAGUUGACCCUCUGGAAGAAACCGUGAAAAAUUUUGUAGGGGCAUUUGAGAAAACCAAUUCUUCCAGGACUGAUAGCUGUGGACUGGCACCUGGGAUUAAUAGGAAGCUAAGUGAUGAUCAGCUACAUUCUCAUCUUGGAAAACAAUUGAAAAGUAGUAGCCUCUUGAUAAGUCAAUCAUCAGAAAAGGCAUACAAUACUGCUGCAAAUGUGGUUUACCCUUACCCUAUUACUGAUGGAACCAAGGAAGGUUUUGGUUCUUCUAAUUCUGAACCUGGUGAUAUGGGCACAGGAUCUCAGGUUGCUGCUGGGAUCCGAGAUAUUACAACCUUGUCACAGCUUCAUUGUGAUAACAACCAUGUUGCUUCUAAGAAUGGAUCACAAAAAUCCUCAGAGUUGAGAGGCUGUGGUCAGAAAUUACCAACUCAUGCUGUGACCAAUACUAGGACUUCUAAUACAACACUAGUGCCAUCUGGACAUAAAAGAGCUGGUGCCUAUUCCAGAGAAAGUAGAUUUAUGUCUUCUGAUGAAACUUCUCCAAAAGCACCUCCUUCACUUCAAUUUUUUGUGAUGUCAGAGGAGGGAAUUAAUCUAUAUAUAGAUUUGAAUUCUAGCCCAUCAGAAUGGAUCAAUAGCUUGAAGGACAAAAUGUGCAUCCAUCCGAAAGCACAAGACCAUGAAUCAGAGACUCUUCCCGCUCAUAUUAGAGGCUUGGCAGAUGCUGAUGAACAUACGAAAAUUUCACCACCUGGGAGCACUGGAAUAUGCCUUCAAAGCAGUGGAAUGGAGAAGAACACAGGAUGUACUGAUUCUUCCUUGGGCUCAGUUGUUAGUGCGAAUUGUCAAACCGAGGCCUGUCCACCAGAUGCAAUUGUUGUAACUUCUAGAGAUUCUGUGUUGACAUCAAGUAGCAUCCCUGUCGAAAUAUCAGGUUUUCUGGAGAGGAAUCAAGUGGUUUCAUCUUCCUGUGUAACUAAUUCUGAUGUUUACGAUCACAUGGCAUCUGAUAUUGCAUCUUGUCCCAGAGAUGAGCAGGUCCUACAUCAAGACUCUGAUGAUGCUUCUUUUAGGAUUGAUAAGAGCAGUUCAUCAGUACCCGAUAUUUCUCUUAAAUCUGUUGACAACGUAGAUACGAGUCUUGAUGGAAACAGAAAGCCUGAAACAGAUGAGUGCUGCACUCUGAAGAUAGUAAGUGCUGAUUUUAAUAAUGGAGAACCCAAUGCUUUAGACAACACCCUAAAUAGUAUCUGCAGGACAAGUAGCCUUCCAAUAAUAUCUGAUGGAAUACAAGACAAUGUGGGAGCUUCUUAUACUGGUUAUUCUGAAAAUCAUAGUGGAGCGUGUGAAGUUCCACUGGAAAGAGAGCAUAUGGAAGUAUUACCAGAAGCCAGAUGUCACCUCAAGAUGUUAUCAAAUUCCAGUAAAAUUGAUGGGCAAAUGGUAUUGGAUCAUCCAAUGACUGAUGCACAAUCAGAUGUAGGGUCAACCGACCAUCUCUCCAAUCAGCAUGCAUGGAGUAAUCUUGCAACUUCCGUUCCCAAUGAUCUGAUGUCAGCAUUUGGGGAUGAAUCGGGUAGAUGCACUCCAACGAAGGGGAAAAAUAGCUCAGAAUGCUCACAAUUUCGAAACACCUUAGACAAAAAUUCUAAAAUAUCUCACAACCCAUUGUCUGCUGAGGAGUUCCAGAGUAAAAGGCAACAUGUUUGUGGUGAAAAGAGUGGGAUGAUGAGUUUAGGAAGCUCUAAGAGUUCGGUAAAAGAAACUCCAUGGGAUCCUAUUGUCGUUCCUAGGCGUUCCAUGCGGCUUGUUUCUAAGUUGAGCCCGAUUCUGGCAUCCUAAUGUGACCGACGGUGCCCACACGAUUGGCUCGAGAUGAUUGAAAGUGGAUACAUUCUGCUCCAUUCAUGCUGAAGUGUAUAGGAGGCCUUUCCUUGCUUCCAUAAUGCCAAAUUUCACAGCUCAAAAGGUACAUGAUCUAUAAUUUCAUGGCUCUAUAGCUAAUAUUAGUUUUAUUCUAAUUCAGAAAUGGUUGGACUGGAAUGAGUAAAUUCUAUCGUGGGAGUCAUCAUUUCUACUUUUAUUGUUGAAAGAACCAGUGGUGAAGAAUUCAUCCCAUAUCCACGGUACUAGUUCCUACAAGGAUCUCCUUCCAGCAUGGUUAGAAGAUCCUUAAAAAUUCAAAUAGGGAGUUACAACUGCUGCAGGUUCUUGUGCCUUGCUAAAAGUCUUUCCAACUUUUGAGGAAUUGUGACCGUCUGAUCUCUGCCUUCAUGAGCAUAAAUUACCUAAAUUUGCCGCAUGAUCUUCAUGCCUGUUUGAGGUAUCUUAACUAGAAAAUUCAAACUUAUUGAUUUUUUUUUUUUUUUAAAAAAAGGACAAUCAUGCUGUUAUACAAUAAGCUGGCCUCUGAUAAUGAAGAAAAAGUGCUAUUGAAAAAAUGGAGGUGACAAGGGGUGUAUAAACGGAGGUGGCUCCUAUGCUAAUGCUUGAUUGUUCAGAAUUGACAAAAAUAAUUUCAAAAAUUAGGACAUGACUUGAUGGUCUUGGUUAUAGAAAGUUUUAAAGUUGCUAUCAGGACCAUAUGGUGCAAGGUGCAAGACCUUCGACUCAGGCUGUUUGAUCAAGCAUAGGUUUCUGUUGAUUCUAACUCUACUUCCAAAUACACAUGCAUACACCCCAACAUAGAUCAUGUAUUAGAUAGAUUCCGACAAGAGCAUGAAAUGGGGUUUUUUCGUAAGAGCACAAGAGAAGUUGUUACAUUCCUUCCAACGCCUACUUAAUCCGUUUCAUAUGUUGGUAUUUAAACGAGACGAAAGAAAACAUUUACAUAUCCGUUCCCACCAUACCUUGUCUCUGCAUUCUCUUUCUUAGGGGGUCGGUCCGUGUCUCCAUCUCAGUUGCUGAGACAUAAAUUCCAAGCUUUCAACAACCAUGGCUCUUCAAUAUAGGUUCUCCCUCAGCUCCAUAGACCAUGAGGAAAUGGAAUUUUUUUUGUCUUAUAACUUUCUCUCUACUUCAUCAGAGCAAGUCCAAAAAUAAAGAAACAGAGAAAUAUAAAAGUAUCAAGAAUUUGGGGUUUGUGAAGUGUCCCAUAUUGGUCUCGUUUGUAAUCUGGGUUUGUAAUUUUUUAAGGCUAGCCCGAGUUGAUUGCCUAAUACCGCAAAGCCUAUGACAAAGUCAUCUUGAAAGUUACAUUUGGCUGCCAAAUUAUUGAUCUGCUAUUUCUAGUGCGUUUUUGUUUAAUCGUUUAGGCUUAUAAACCACUACUCAGGUGAUUGAUCUCCUUCCCGACUUUUUAGUUAAUGGCGAUAAAUUAUGUACCACUGACUUGUCUCCUUCAAAUAGAUUAAACUAAUGGUAAUCAAGAGUUUUCUUUUAUUUUUUUCUCUUUACAUUUUCUAUUGCACGGUUAUUUGUUUUUUCUGAUAUAUAUUCGACAUUUAUAAAUC